UACAAUUUGCCGUUUAAAUGUUUUUCGCUACUGACGUGAGCUGCAUUAAAUAUCAUAUUUCUUGUAACACGAUUGCUGGCUAGCUUAAUAGCUUGGGUUAGCAGGCUCGCUAACGUUGAAUGAUUAUAGCUUCGUCGUUGGCUCUCGCCUACCAGGAUAGCUAAUCCAGGGCGGCAGUUAUACAGCCUUACCUCGUAUGAACCUGUUUUCUAGACAAGAUCAUAUGAUAGCAGGCUGCGUGUUGCUAAUUCGCCAGCAAACAUUCGCUAUACGCUUCAACGACGGUUUUGAGGAAUACGCCAGCCUGCUCUGUUUCCUGGUUCAUGAUGGCGAACGGUCUCGUGAAGGCCAUCUGCCUGCUGGGCGUGGUUGCCAUGGCGAUGCUCCCCAGCUGCCGGCCGGAGGAUCCGCCGCGCCUCCUGCUGGUGUCCUUCGACGGUUUCCGCUGGGACUACGUCCAGCGCGUGGCCACGCCCAACUUCCACGCCCUGAUGGAGGAGGGGGUGCGGGUGGAGCAGGUGGAGAGCGCCUACAUCACCAAGACGUUCCCGGACCACUACACCCUGGUGACCGGGCUGUACACGGAGAGCCACGGCAUCGUGGCCAACGAGAUGUACGACCCCGACCUCAACCUGACCUUCAGCAUGGACCACCCCAGCGCCCGCGACCCUCGCUGGUGGGACGGGGCGGAGCCGCUGUGGGCCACCAAUCAGAGGGCGGGGCACGGGAGCGGCGCCGCCAUGUGGCCCGGCACGGACGUGGAGAUCCGCGGGACCUACCCCACCCACUUCCUGCCCUACAACGCCUCGGUGGGGUUCGAGGCCCGGGUGCGGAGCCUGGUGGGGUGGUUCGCGCGGGACCCGUCCGUGCGCCUUGGGCUGCUGUACUGGGAGGAGCCUGACGUCAGCGGCCACGCCUUCGGGCCCGACAGCUCGCUCAUGGACGCCGUCAUCGCCGACGUCGACGCCAAGCUGGGCUUCCUGCGGCGGGAGCUGCAGAGGGCGGGGCUGUACGAGCGGCUCAACCUGGUCGUCACUAGCGACCACGGCAUGGCUCAGAUGUCCGGUGAGAGGGUGGUGGAGCUGGACGCGUACCUGAGCCGGGACGCCUACACCUGGAUCGACAAGAGCCCCGUGGUGGGCAUCCUGCCCCAGGAAGGGAAGCUGGAGGAGGUGUACCGCUCCCUGGCCCACGCCCACCCCAGCCUGCACGUGUACAGGAAGGAGGAGAUCCCCGAGCGCUUCCACUACCAGCACAACGACCGCAUCAUGCCCAUCAUCGUCGCCGCUGAGGAAGGCUGGACCAUCGUGCAGAACAAGAGCGACGGCCUCAUGCUGGGUAACCAUGGUUACGACAACACCUUACCCAGCAUGCACCCCGUGUUUGUGGCCCGAGGUCCCGCCUUCCGCCGGGCCUACAGCAAGGCGUCGGCGCGUGCGGUCGACCUGUACCCGCUCAUGUGCCACAUCCUGGCCCUGCCGCCCGCGCCAAACAACGGCUCAUUGGCCAACGUGCGGGACCUGCUGCGCGAAGCCUCGCCCCCCACGCAGGCCCCGCCCCCCGUCCCGGAGCCCACCUACGCCCGGGUUCUGGGCUCCCUGCUGGGCGUGGUCUUGGUGCUCGGCUUCCUACUGGUCUUCCUGAAGUAUGUGACCCUCCGGCAGCUUCCGGCCACGCCCACCGGCAACCCUGAAAUCGCCAGGCCCCUCCUGCAGGACCACCUGGAGAUUUAACCUACCCUCAGGCCCCUAGUCUCGUGUGUGUGUGUGUGUGUGUGUGUGUGACUGCGAGUGCGAGUGUGUGUGUGAGACAGUGUGCGUCAGUGUGUCAGUGUG
Molecule: messenger RNA, 1835 nt
Organism: Anguilla anguilla (European eel)
Lineage: Eukaryota; Metazoa; Chordata; Actinopteri; Anguilliformes; Anguillidae
Gene: enpp5
Product: ectonucleotide pyrophosphatase/phosphodiesterase 5
Exons: 4
Coding region: 324-1733 (469 amino acids)
Source: RefSeq, a predicted model, not a curated record